This is a messenger RNA of Andrographis paniculata, 1638 nucleotides long. Its product is annotated as zinc finger CCCH domain-containing protein 20-like. The transcript has a single exon. The coding region runs from base 208 to 1269 and encodes 353 amino acids. Gene Ontology annotation, molecular function: metal ion binding. Lineage: Eukaryota; Viridiplantae; Streptophyta; Magnoliopsida; Lamiales; Acanthaceae. The record is from RefSeq and is a predicted model, not a curated record.
CCAAUUCAAUUGAAUUUAAUCGAUUUCUAACCCUGGUCAGGUCAGUCUUCGCCCCUGCUUUAACCAUGGUUGCCAUUUCAGUUUUAUAUUGGACGCCAAGCAUGCAUUUCAAUGGCGACCAUGACAGACAGUCCCACUCCCACUCCCACUCCCACUGCUCUCACAGAAUUUAAAGAUCUUUUUCCUGAUUUAUAGAGAAAUUUUAAAAUGAUGAUGAUGAUGAUCGAAGAUCCGCCGGGGGCAAAUCCGACCGUUCAAAUCCCGCCUUGGGAUUGCAGCCCAGAUCUGACGGCGCACAUUAACUCUCUGCACCGCUAUUUGCCGUCCAACCAAGACGACGUCGUUGUGGACGCCGCCGGGGACGGCGACGACGACUCCGACGACUUUGACGUUCCGGUGGACGCCUACUCCUGCGACGAUUUCAGGAUGUUCGAGUUUAAGGUGAAGAAGUGCGCACGUGCGAGGUCACAUGACUGGACGGAGUGCCCGUUUGCUCACCCCGGUGAGAAGGCUCGCCGGCGGGAUCCCCGGAAGUACCAUUAUUCCGGCAGCGCGUGCCCGGACUUCCGUAAAGGCGCGUGCCGGCGCGGGGAAGGGUGUGAGUACGCGCACGGCGUAUUCGAGUGCUGGCUCCACCCGGCGCGCUAUCGUACGCAGCCCUGCAAGGACGGCACCCACUGCCGCCGGCGCGUGUGCUUCUUCGCCCAUACGCCGGAGCAGCUCCGUGUGCUGCCGUACACCGCCGCCGGCAGCCCCGACGCCGGCCACGACCCGACCCUCGCGUUAUUCGGAUCUUCCCCGAGAUCGUCGUUCUACUCUCCCCCGUCCUCUCCGGCGGCGACCAACUCCCCGCCGGUGUCCCCCGGCGACUCGCCGAGUCUGAGUCGACUCACUGAGUCGCUCCGCGAGUUGCAGCUGAGCAAGAUGAAGAUGGGGAUGGGCCUAAGCCCAGGCGGGUUAGGGUUAGGGUUAGGGUUACGAUCGCCCCGAGGGCCGUCGACCGGCCGACCUGGAUUCAUGAGCCUGCCGUCGACUCCGGUCCGGUCUGUGAACCGGUCCGGUCUAAACCCGUUCGACGCAUGGGAGGUGUCGUUCUGCGAGGAGGAGCCGGCGAUGGAGAGGGUGGAGUCCGGCAGAGCUCUGCGGGAGAGAAUCUACGCAAAACUCGGUCGAGAGAACUCGCUCGACCGGGUCGGCCGGUCCGACACUCCGGGUUCGGCUGCGGCUCAAGCUCCCGAUUUCGGGUGGGUUUCCGAACUGGUUAAAUGAAAUGAACCGAUCCGGCAGCUCGGCAAGUAUUCCGACCGGCCCGGUUCGAAUAAAAACCCGAUUCGUUGUCAUCUUCUUCCCAAUACACUUUUCCUUUUUAUUCUCACUGAUUGAAGAAAUAUUAUAAAUAUAUAUAUGUAAUUAUUAUUAAUUGUGUGUAAAUAUGGUUGGGUUGGUGCAGGUCAGAGUGCAAUUUUUGUAUGUGGAUGAGAAAUUGUGAAUUCUGUGUAGGAAUUUUAUUGCAUUUGCUGCAUAUUGAAAGAAUGGAAUUUGAUUAAGCCUUGUUUAAUUUCUUUUGUUUUAGAUGUUUUUAUUAUAAAGUAUGAAGGCAUUGUGAAAGUAUAUAUAAAAUGAUGUUUUGUGUUUUUA